AUGAACGAGGCUUGCUUCGAUGCGAACCUCAAGGCCUCUUCGUCUGGUCGCUCCGGCAGCAGGGGGCUGCCCGCCAGGGGCCCCUGCGUCCAUGGGCCUGGCGUCUCGGAGCGUGGCUCGGCAGAGCCUCUCGGGUCUUUGACGGGAGGGCGUGGUGGACUCCAGGAGAACUGCGCUGCCUUUUCCCGUGCUCCACAGCAGGUGUCCACGCUCGCCAACACACAGGAGGAGGACGCCGCAUCCGUGGAGACGAGGGAGGUAUACGCUGGCAUUUUGGAACGCUAUCGGGCGCUUCUGUACUCGCUCACACCCGUGAGCGAGAAGGCGCAAGGGACCGGCCGUCUGCGCCACCACAUCGACGCGGAAGAAGGCGGCGCAGAUGCAGGGUUGGAUCCUGCAGGGAUGCGCUGCAGCGCAUGGAGAGACGAACUGAACAAACGAAAUAUGAUUGAGUUCGUUGUGGCUAGCGAAGAAGGCCUUCGUCUCUGCAGCACGAAAAGGUUCGUCGACAUUGCAGCACUGGUUGUCCUUCGACUCCACCUGCCGCCGUCUCUCCUGUCCCAGUUUGUCCACACGCUCGUCCAGGUCUCUCGCGACUGCGCCGCCCUCCAGCCGCUCUUCGCCGCCUGUGAAAAACUCGCUCCUGCCCCAGACGAUGGGUCAGCCGCAGGGCGGGGCCCUGCCUCUUCUCUCGGCUUGCCUCCCGCUCUUUCAGCGGGCGAGGAACUCACCCUCGCAGGGCGACAUGUAGGCGCUGUCUGGGGUCUUCCGCGUUUGAUGAACCUCUUCCUGACGCUCUGCGCUCUGGAGCGACGUGGUGUUGCUCGGGAAAUCGAGGGCGCCGCGAGCUUGCGAGAGAUGGUCACCUUGGGGUUGCUGGCAAUCGUGAAAGACGGAGGGAGUGAAGUGUCCUCGAUGUCGCUUGCUCAGGUCCUGCAAGGCAUUUCGGCGACAUCGACAGCUGCGCAGGAUGGCGGCACCGGCAAGCAGCUUGCCGGUGCUCUCCAGCGAGCUCUCGGUUGGCGCUUGGAACAGGAGUUCUGUCUUUCGCAGGGGGCUGAGGAGACUGCCGCCCCAGACGCAGAAAAUCUUGCUUCCCGGGUGGACUUCCUCUGCGAGACCUUGCACGCAGUGAACUCAUGCGACCCUGUGGACCGCUCUCUUCUGGCUGCGCUAGCGCAGAGCGUCGCGGUCUUAACUAGGGACGUGGCAGCCGAGCAAGCGCGUCUGCAGCUUCGUCUCUCGGAGGACCCCCACCGCGGUGGCGAACCUUUGACGUCCCGGCUGCAAAGUGACGCGGCUCUCAUGGCUAGCCUCGCCCGCUGCGUCAUGGCGUCAAAACGUGCCUCUUGUAGUCUUUCAGCCGACUUGAAUGCGGAUGCGGCGACGACGCAGAGGCAAACGGCCGUGCAGGGACCCCAUGCAGAGGAUGGAGCAGAAAUUCGAAGCCUCUCGGAGAUGCACGAGUAUCUUGUGCACGCAUUUGCGGUUCUUCACACACAGCUGCUGAAGUCGGCACGGCAAGCGGUUACAGCAGACGCGCAGCUGCUGCGCGAGGGCUUUUCUGAGAAUCUUGUCCGCGCCCUUCAGUGUUCGCUUCGGGCCGUGGUGUAUCUACAACAGAGCACGCGUGACCAAACAGCUACGGUGAAUCUCCAUUCCGGUGCGAAGCACACUCUUGAGAGCCUCGACGCUUUGGUUUUCCCGGCAGUGGACUUCCUCGAGUGUCUGUUCUCUCCCGUAACUAGACACGUCGCGAAUCCCUCGUCCUGGCGCUCAGAAACGACAUCCAAAACCGACAAAGAUCUUUUCGCUGCGGCGGCCAAGGGGUGCGUGCCUUACCCGCGAGCUCCACCCAACUCUCCCUUCACAAUUCUGGCGACCACAGCUCGCCAGUCCUCUCCUGUCUCUGCGUGCACCCCCCUAUCGGAAGUAGACAGGGAGCCACGACAGUCUGAGACGCCCUCGUCUGCCGACGAUCGGCAAGAGCGGGCACGUCUGCGUCUGCUUGACGAACUGUUGGGAGAGGGAGGCGUGCUUCAAUUGGCGUCCAUCUUGCUACUCCAGUCGAAAAAAGGACGCACGAAGCUCGACGAGUUAGUUCGCCCGCUCCUGCCGCAGCUGCCGAAGCCGCAAUUGCUUCAGCUACUGAAGAUUCUGUCACAGGUUGGCCUGUUGCCUGUACUUGCGGAGGCGGUGCCCGCUGCCUCUUCCGGCGCUCCAGCUGCAUCUCCCUUUAGCGGACCCCCGGAUCAUUCGCCGCCGGAGAACUCCGCAGGCUCUUUCCUCGCAGGGCAGUUGGCAGCGCGGCUGGCGGGAGAUGGCGAGACUGACACACGGCCGCAAGACAUCCAGGCGAGACCGGGAUCAGGCCACUGUGAGGAACCCGCUGGCUUAGACGCGGCGGCGGCGGACGCGAAGAUAAAGGCAGAAAGUGUAGCUCAAAGGGAUAGGCUCGGUGGUGCCCUCGCUCACGAGGGCGCGACGACAUACGACGAACACGAAUCUGACGAGGGCACCGUGGACACGCCGUCAGACGUGUGGUCUGAGCCGUCACCUGUUGCCGUUUUUGACGCAAUAGUUAAUGAACUCGAGAGACAGCGGCGAAGCAGCAGCGCAGCAAGCGGCAGGGGGUUACGUACGGGGGGCCAGACAGCAGAGCAGGAGGGUCUGGAUGUUGAAGACGUCAUUCUUCUCUCUACGUGCUUCGGAACGGAGGAGGUUGCGAAGCAGGUGCACCAACCUUCGUCUCUCCGUUUCUUCUCUGAUAGUUUGCCGCAUCUAGCUGCAGAGAGGCUGCAAGCGCUUGAGCAGGCACCGCCUAAAAACGAAGAGGGAAGCGGCCGAGCGACAGAAAGCAAAGCUCCUCACGACCGCGCCGCACUGUUGAUCUCUCGAGUCACACAAGCUGUGGAGGCGGUUCACCGACAUAGUCCUUGCGCGCAGCACUCAGCCGCCUCGUUUGCCACCGAUACGGAGCCAGCAGAGAGCGCCUCCCCUUCUGUGCCUUGCCCAUCGACUCAGGGGCUAGCGUCGUUAGAGAUGUCUCUCCUCUUUGAAGCCGCAGCAAAGACCUUCACCGUCUCGUCUCUUCGCGGCCUAUCACCGUUGUCCCUUAACCUCCUCCUCGCGGCCUCGUCUCGGGCGGCGUUCAGCCACACGCAGCUGCUGCGACGUCCAGAGCUCGGAGCGACUCCUGAAAAGGAGGAUGCUUGGGGUGAAACCGCGGACCAUGCGGAGGACGCUUUGAGAAUGUGGAAAGCACAUGCACAGCUUCACAACGCCGUGGCGACGUCGCUCAUCAUUGAGCGGCAGCCCGAUCACGUGCCAGAAGCUGGCCAGACCCGUUUGUUCCUGCUGUCGUAUCUCGGUCUGCUCGAGCUUCGGAAGCAACUUAUGUCUGCUCAAACGGGCUCCUCUGGACCGGCGGGCACCCCUCCUCCAGAGGCGCGGCUGUGCGCCCCAAUUUGGGCGCAAGAUCCGCACGCAGAGGACCUCUGGCUGGACGCACAGGAGACCUUUGGGAAGAGUUUGCGGCAAGUUGUUGCCUCGCUGGGGAGCCAGGCUCGCAGCGUGAACGCACCGUCAGACGAAGACAUUGCAGAGACGCUUCACGUUAUCAAGCUAAUCUCUGAUCUCUCGCCCGCAGCAGCGGCGCUUCUUGAGUCCAUGGGACUGCCACUUGGACAGCGCGCGGGGGCAGGCGAGAGCCGCGGCUCCACAGCAGCCAGCACCGGUUUUCUUAGCUCUGGCGCGGCUUUGCAGCAGCGGCGGGAACGCAUGAAGGCGUUCUUUGAGUUCUCCGGGACUCCCGAUAGACAGGCUGCAAACGGCACGUCGAGGAUCUCCUCAGAUAUCAACUCUGACUCAGCCAGGGACGCCUCACCUGUCAAGCCACGAGGCUUUUUCUCGCGCGUGUUUGGGCGCUGA
Messenger RNA from Besnoitia besnoiti, 3930 nucleotides. RefSeq lists its product as uncharacterized. The record is from RefSeq and is a predicted model, not a curated record. The transcript has 8 exons. NCBI's taxonomy places the organism in Eukaryota, Apicomplexa, Conoidasida, Eucoccidiorida, Sarcocystidae. Bases 1 to 3930 code for a protein of 1309 amino acids.